Messenger RNA from Microplitis mediator, 2833 nucleotides. RefSeq names its product klaroid protein-like. The record is from RefSeq and is a predicted model, not a curated record. Gene Ontology annotation, cellular component: nuclear envelope; meiotic nuclear membrane microtubule tethering complex. The transcript has 10 exons. The coding region runs from base 26 to 2602 and encodes 858 amino acids. Gene Ontology annotation, molecular function: protein-membrane adaptor activity. NCBI's taxonomy places the organism in Eukaryota, Metazoa, Arthropoda, Insecta, Hymenoptera, Braconidae. Gene Ontology annotation, biological process: nuclear envelope organization.
UAUAAGUAUAUUAUUUGUAAAAAUAAUGGAAGGAGAAUCACAUCACUAUGACUUGAGAAGUAGAAGUAGAUCUAGGACUAGGUCUCGUACUCCGAUGAUUUUUAAUCAAAAUUUAGUUGAUUUUGAAUCUAAUGAACAUCAUUACGAUUUAAGAAGUCAAGGAAAUGGAGAAAGAUCCCAUACUCCUGUUGAAGUAUCAAGUAGUAGGCGUUCGGAAUCAAGAUCUUUACCCAGUAGUGUUAUAAAAAAAGAUCUAAGUUUGGAAAGAAUACUGGAAAAAAAAGACAACAUUCAAGAAGGAGAAGUAAUUGUAGAGUAUGAAAGUCUAAAUGAAAAUUCCGCUCUCUCGACCGUUAAAAAAGUCGAAAGACGAUCAGAACGACGACGAGUAAAAAGACAAAUGUUUGUUAAUGGACAAGGAGAAUUGGAAGAGAGUAAACUUAGUAAAAAGUUUAAUAAAAAUUUAUCUCAGAAAACAAUAACUACCAGUGAUUACUAUUCUUCUGAAGGAGGGGAAUUCGAUGACUCGUCUAGAAAUCCUAGAUCUGCGUAUGAAAUAUACAAGCAAGCCGGUGAUUGGUGGGAUGUCUUUCCAAAAACAGAUUAUACGUACUCUCAAACAUCACAAUGCCGAUAUGAAAUUGCACCAGGGAUUUUAGCAAUGCCCAAUAUGUCUCGAACCUCCAUACAUUUGAAAUGUGGCAGUGCCUGUAGUAGUCUGACGUUUAGUCAAUCGGAUUUAACUCAAAUGUCUCAGUGUAUUAGUAAAAGCUCUUCCGAUUACUUAGACAGAGAUACAACUGACACAAUUAAACAAAAUCGUUUAAAUGAAGAAAGUGCUUACUCGUUCUCACGUAAUUUAACACGAAAUUCGGACUCAAACGUCACUUACAGACAAACACAAGCAGAAAACUCGAGAAAUCGCAACUCAAUUUAUCACGAAAAUUCCCGAAAUCAAUUUGAUAGUUUUUCACAAAUUGAUUCUAGUACAGAAUUAAAUCAAGUUCUUCCUUCAGAAUCUAACAGCAUUCAAAAGCGGACGAUAACAUUAUGGUUCGAAAAAGUUAAGAAUAUAUUAACACUGUUAUUUGUUAACAUGUUUCAGUUCAUAGGCAUCAAAAUGUUACAGAGGAAUACUAAUGCUAGUCACAAUUAUCGGCGAUAUCAAGAGUCCACGUGGAGUAAAUUAUGGAAGAACAUGAAUAAAGUUUUUCAGUAUUUAUAUUUGUUGUUGAUAAGAGUUCUGUUUCUUGAUUCUUGGAUACUAAGAUCUGCCUCAACUAUUUCAGAAAGUUUUCACAGGCAUCGUUCAAAAUUUUUUUGGUUUAUUCUUCCAUUACUACUUUUUAUAGCUGGUUAUUGGUUUUAUCCUAGUGUAAAAAAUUACGAACUGCCUCUUUUUACUACUACUGCUUUUUCAAAAUAUCUCGCCAACAAAAGUAGUUUUACUGCUGCCAUAGAUCCAGUAAAAAAAGUAGAUUUUAACGUAAAUAAUGCUAUGGAAGAAAGAAUCAGCCAACAGAUAGAAAAGUUGAUAUAUAGAGUAGAAAAAUUGGAAGCUAAGCAAGUUGAUUCAGAAGGACAGCUAUUAAAUAACAGUCAAUUUAUAGCCAAGUUGAAAGUCGAUGAAAAAGAAGUUUGGAACAUUUAUGAAAAAAAAAUAUCUGAUCUAGAAGAAAAAAUAACAAACACUCAACACAUUGUCCAGCAGCAAAACAAAGAAAGUGAAAACACUUUUGAUGAAAUAAAAAAUAUUAAAGCAGAGUUUAAUAAUCUACGAAAUCUUUAUGCCGAUCUAAGGAUUUACUGUAACAACAAUGUAGCAAUAAAUGAUUAUGAAUUAGAAAAACGAAUCGCACAAACUCUGUCAUCUUUUUUUGACAGCGGAAUUCUUCGAGACGAAGUAAACAAAAUCAUCAGUAGUUCAGUAAUCGCGAGCCCUAAUGAUAAAAAACUAGAUCACAAAGAUUCAAUGGCAGUAAAUUGUGAAAACUCACCCGAUAAGUGUUCAUUUACAGAAGAGCACAUAAAGAAAAUAGUAACAGAAAUUUUGAAGACUUACGAUGCCGACAAAACAGGGAGAGUCGACUAUGCAUUAGAGUCCGCUGGCGGUCAAAUAAUUAGCAUUCGUUGCACCCAAAGUUACAACGUCAACACCAGAGCAUUCAAAGUUCUCGGCUUUACUUUAUUUUACGAGAGUAGUGACCCUCGGACUGUCAUCCAAGGCCACUCAUUACAGCCAGGAGUUUGCUGGGCAUUCCAAGAUUUUCCUGGGCAUCUUCUGAUUAAAUUACGGAGUCCAAUUAGAGUGACGGGUUUCACUGUCGAACAUGCGCCCAAGUCUAUUUUGCCCAACAACGAAAUAAAAAGUGCUCCGAAAAAAUUUAAUGUCUGGGGUUUGAAGGAAGAAAAUGAUUCCGAUCCGGUUCUUUUCGGCGAAUAUGAAUUUCUGGAUAACGACGAAAGUCUUCAAUAUUUUCCAGUGAAAAAUCAUGACGUUAUUGAGCCUCAUGAGUUCAUUGAAUUGCGGAUUCACAGCAAUCACGGACAGCUUGAAUACACUUGUCUCUACCGGUUUAGAGUUCACGGGAAAUUAAUUUAGAAGAGUUUGAAUGCUGUCUUAUUUUUUACAAAUGAGCAUCAAGUGAAUGUGCCUUGAAAAUAUUUAUAUAAUAAUGAUAUAUAUAAUUGUGUGUAAGUAUCAUUGUUUAAAUAAUAGUUGCGGUGUUUGAGCCGAGGACGUAACUAUUUAAAUUUUUUUAACAGUAAAUAAUAAUGAAAUUAAUUGUAAGUGCAGACCAAAAGUUUCGUAAUUAGUGCGAGUGUUUUUUUU